AUGCGGCAGCACGCCCCAGCCUACACGCCGGAGGCGGCCUCCGCCUCCGCCACGGGCGGCGCGGGCGAGCGGCAGAGUCUGCCGCUGCUGCAGGGGAAGAUGAAGCGCGACCCGGAGGGGUACGAGACGGAGCUCCGCCAGCUGCACCGCCACUUCGAGUCCUCGGUGUUCCUCUUCCGGCAGCAAGCCGCGCUCUCCUCCUCCUCCUCCUCGUCCUCCUCGGGCGGCGGGGGGGAGACGGCCAAGGAGCUGGGCGACCUCGCGCUCUUCCUCGCCCACGUCGCCCCCUUCUACCCCAACGACCUGGCCGAUCUGCCCGACCAGAUUGGGGGCCUGCUCGACACCAACGCCCGCGCGCUGCCCUCGGGCCUCCGCGUGCACCUCGUGCAGGCGCUCAUACUGCUCGUCAACCGGAAGAUCGUUGAUCUGGAAGACACAAUGGAGUUAUUUAUGGAGCUUCAAGUCAUUGGAGAUCGAGCUGUAAAGAAACUUGCAUUUUCACAUAUUGUACACAGUAUCAGAAGGAUGAAUCAGAAGCACAAGGAUGAGGCCAAGAAUCGUAAACUGCAGAACAUCCUAUUUACAUUAGUACAGGGUGAGGAAGAGUCGAGAGCAAAGAGGGCUUUUACUAUCCUAUGUGAUCUUCAUCGUAGAAGGGUCUGGUUUGAUGACCGCACCGCAAAUGCUAUAUGCAAUGCUUGUUUCCAUCCUUCAUCGAGGAUUAUGACAGCUGCUAUCUCGUUCCUCCUUGGGUAUGAAAAUGGUGAGCAAGAGGAUGAUAGUGAUGCAUCAAGCAGUGAAGACGAAGCAAAUAUAAACCCAAAUAUUAUACUUAGUAAAGAGGAUGUUUACAAGGCAAAUCACAAAGGCACUUCUGCUAGUAAGAAAAAAAAGAAGGCAAAAUUGGAGCGUGUAGUGCGUAGUAUGAAAAGGCAACAGCGUAAAUCCACUGAGGAGACGGGCUCCAAUUAUUAUUCACCCCUCACGUACUUAAAGGAUCCCCAGGGUUUUGCUGAGAAGCUCUUCUCCCGGCUACAGAAAUGCAGUGAGCGAUUUGAGGUAAGGAUGACGAUGUUAAAGGUCAUAUCAAGGACUAUUGGUCUGCAUCACUUGGUUUUGUUGAACUUCUAUCCAUACCUUCAAAGAUAUGUUCAGCCUCAUCAACGAGAUGUAACAACUCUACUUGCUGCAGCAGUACAGGCUUGCCAUGAGAUGGUGCCUCCUGAUGCUGUUGAGCCACUGUUCAAGCAGAUUGUAAAUCAAUUUGUGCACGACCGUUCCCGUCCGGAGGCUAUUGCUGUUGGUCUGAAUGUCGUGAGGGAGAUCUGCAUGCGAAUUCCAUUGCUCAUGAAUGAGGAUCUGCUCCAAGACCUUGUUUUAUACAAAAAGUCCCACGAGAAGGCUGUUUCAAUUGCUGCUCGAUCUCUGAUCACAUUAUUCAGGGAGAUCUGUCCUUCGUUGUUAGUCAAGAAAGACCGUGGUCGUCCUAUUAAUCCAACGGCUCGGCCAAAAGCAUUUGGCGAAACCACUAUCGCUACUGAUGUCCCUGGAGCUGAGUUGCUAGCUGAAGACAUUUCACUGGAAGGUUCAGAUGAUGAGUCUGAUGCUUUUGAUUCUGAUGACGAGGAAGUGUUGCCAUGUACAAAUGACAUCCAGCAAAGUUUGAAGGUUUCCUCAAACAAACUUGAAACACAUGAAGAUCAUAAAGGGGAAGAGGAAGUAUCUGGGGAACAAGAUGAUACAGAAGAAGUAGAUGAGGAUGAUAGUGAUGAUAAUAUGGAUGACAUUGAAGACGACUCUGACAUGGAUGGUGGUACUGAUGUAUCUGAUGAGGAUGACGAUGAGGAGCUCAAUGAUGAUUCCGAGAAUGAAGAUUCUGACCAGGCUGAGGACAGUGAUGAGGAAGAUAAGUCAAAAAGUAGCAGUUCUAAAGUGCAGAAGAGGAAGUUAAGCGAUUAUAUCGGACAACUUGAUGCUGCCGAUGCAAGCCUUCGAACUCUGAAGAGGUUAGCAGGAGCCAAGAAGGCCGAGACUUCAAUGGAUUCAACAGAUGAAGCUGGUAGAAUUUUCUCCGAUGAAGAUUUUAAGCUCAUCAGAGAGCGCAAGGCGAAGCAAGAUGCAAGGCAGGCUUUGGUUCAACAUGGACUAAGUAAGGGCGACACAAGAUCAGCAACCUUCAAGCUUCCAUCCUCAGAUCAGCUUAGCAUGAAGCGCGUCGAUCCAUCGCAGCUUGAGGCGUACAUCAAAAGAAAAAUGUCAAAAGAGGAAAGAUUAGAGAUGGUGAAAGCUGGAAGAGAGGAUAGAGGAAAAUACCAGGCAAGAGCAGCUAUUAAACAGAAGAAGACUGGUGGCUCAAGCAAUAAGCAGAAACAACACCAGAAGAAGAUGCCUCUGGCAGCAAAGAGAGCAAAGGCGGCACGCUCUCGCCAAGAGAAGAAAACUAAAGCGAAGCACUCGGGAAAGCAGUUUAGGGGCCGGAAGGCUUGGAAAUGAGGGCUUGUAUUUGCUUCUUUGCAUUUGCUGUGGCCUAAUGGCCGAAAUUUUGACUCCUGUAAUGAUUUCGUAUCUGAUGUGUUGCACGUGAUAUGCAGUUUACAGCCGAACUCCUAUAGCCCUGAA
Molecule: messenger RNA, 2619 nt
Organism: Lolium rigidum
Lineage: Eukaryota; Viridiplantae; Streptophyta; Magnoliopsida; Poales; Poaceae
Product: protein SDA1 homolog
Exons: 15
Coding region: 1-2493 (830 amino acids)
Biological process (GO): ribosomal large subunit biogenesis; ribosomal large subunit export from nucleus
Cellular component (GO): nucleolus
Source: RefSeq, a predicted model, not a curated record